CUGAUUGGCUCAGACAAGGCUAACUCCAUUUUGGAAAACAGCUGUUUGAAGACACAACCUUUCCUCGUUGUUUUCCGACGGCGUCCUGAGGAAAAAAAAGAAACCCCAACAUCCCGGCUUUUAACACACACUUCCUCGCCACAGUAUUUUUAUUUAAUUAUAAUUUCCUCCAGGCUGCUUCAGUGUCUGCCCACUUCGGCGUGCUGCGUUUUUGUUCCACUGCCAGGAAACUUAACCGGGGAUCCAUGGUGUUAAAUUUCCAUUGUAACAAGUGGAUAACAGGAGGCGACCCGACCAAGGUGUAAUGAGAGCGCUGGUCAUGGACAGAUGAUGGACGUGGAGACGUCAUACUCAGACUUCAUCAACUGUGAUCGCACAGGCCGCAGGAACGCAGUGCCCGACAUCACAGGGGAGGGGGAAGCAGUGGCCAGCACCAGUGAACUCGCCAAAGACCUGGCGGAGAUGGACCUGAAGGCUGCAGAAGGAGACCCGGGGGCCUCACCGGCCCCCGAGGCCGAGGGCUCCACCAGCCAAGACGCCCAGGGAGGUGGAGGCCCGUCCUAAACCCGGCCAGGGACAGAAGGGGGGGCAGAGCCAAGGAGUGAAAAGUAGAGAGGAAGCAAGUGGAAGUGGAGAGACAUGGAGAAAGGGAAGAGAGAGUGUAUAUUGGCUGUCCUGAGUGGACAUGAGGACACCUUCGCUCACUGCCGGCCUGUUUGGAGCUUCAGCGGCCCAAAUGUGCGCCUUUUCAUUUGGAUCAGACUGUAACUUGGGGAGCAGACCAGAGUAGGACUGACAACUGAGAUGCUGCCCCUUCGGCUUCAUCCUCUGUUAGUCAUUUAUAGUCCCGACGAGACAAGAAAGCACAGAAACCUUGAAUUUACGUCUGCGCAGAUGGACUCAGCUGAACAGGAUGCAUUUAUAACACUCAAAACUUUGUCGCAGCCUAACGGGGAACUGUGUCGUGGCGGGCGUGUUCAUAAUCAUCUGUUCGUCAUUUUCUUUCUGUGUCCACGUGUGUGUUUGAUCAUCGUCGAGUCUCUCUCUCUUUUUUUUAGUAACAUAGUCGCCAUUAUACUGUCGUGUACGGACUUCAUAUUUAUUGCUAAGUGUUCAGUGAUAACUUUGUGAUAGCAAUCUUCUUUGUGUAAUAAAAUACUUAAGAAUUACUGUAA
Messenger RNA from Scatophagus argus, 1175 nucleotides. It is a transcript of the gene pkig, whose product is annotated as protein kinase (cAMP-dependent, catalytic) inhibitor gamma. The record is from RefSeq and is a predicted model, not a curated record. The coding region runs from base 328 to 564 and encodes 78 amino acids. Gene Ontology annotation, molecular function: cAMP-dependent protein kinase inhibitor activity. The transcript has 3 exons. Gene Ontology annotation, biological process: negative regulation of cAMP-dependent protein kinase activity. Gene Ontology annotation, cellular component: cytoplasm; nucleus. Lineage: Eukaryota; Metazoa; Chordata; Actinopteri; Scatophagidae.